UAAAAAUGGAAGAAAAUAAAGAAGAUUUUGGUAAAGUGUCUUUCGAAGUAGCCCUAGAUAAAGCUGGAUUCGGGCUAUACAGUUACAUCAACACAAUAUGUUCCGGCGUGGCCAUCAUCUCCAUGGCGUGUUUGGCGUACGGCGCCACCAUCCUAGUUCCAGCCAGCGCCUGUGAGUUGCAGACUACACGAGCGCAACAGGGGCUGCUUGUAGCAGCUCCGGUCGUAGGGUUGAUCAUAGGCGCCACCUUAUGGGGCUACCUGGGUGACACGCGCGGCCGGCGUAAAAUGCUGCUCGUCUCACUUCUAUCCUCGGCUGUUCUCAAUGCUCUGAGCAGUAUUUCCGUCAACUGGGUCAUGCUGAUGGUAUUGCAAUUCUUCACUGCAUUGCUGGCAGCAGCGAAGUACACCUUGUCGAUGACCCUGCUAAGCGAGUGUGUACCGAUGGCGAAGCGCAAUCUCGUGGUGCUCAUGGUGUCCAGUAUCUUCCUGCUGUCCCAAGGGAUAAUGGCAGUGCUAGCUAUUCCCGUGAUCCCUCUCACAUUUUCCCACUACCUCCCCACCCUGGACAUCUACUGGAACUCCUGGCGCACCCUGGUGGUGGUCUACUCCAUCCCGAGCCUGCUCUGCGCCUGCGUACUGUACUUCAUGCAGGAGAGCCCCAAGUUUGUACUGGUCAGGGGAGAUGAGCGCCAAGCUCUGGAGAUCUUGAAGACGAUUCAGAGGGUUAAUCUAGGAAAGAAGGCAGCAUUUGAUGUGUCAGGUUUAUUUCCUGAAUCAUCAGUCCUGACGUCAAAACUGUCGGCUAAGGACCAAAUAGUGCCGCUGUUCAAAGCGCCUUUGCUUAAGCACACCAUAAUCCUGGCGCUUCUCUUCAUGUUCCAACUGUCUGGUUCCUUCCUCGCUUGGUUGCCCUCGAUAGCCAACCGGGUCAUAUGGAUGUACGAAGCUGGAGAAGUGGAGGAUCUGACGCUCUGUGGCAUCCUGCGGGCUGACCUCAACAUGCCUGGUGACCCUAAUGCCACACCAUGUGCGCUGAACGUCACGUCUCUCCUGAUUGUGCUUCUAGUUGGCGCUGUGCAGUCUAUCUUAAACCUGUUCCUUACUAUAGUGGUAGUGAAUCGCGCCGGCCGCAGAAACACCGGGAUGGUCCUUGCCGCCGUGGCUGGACUUGGUGGUGUCCUGGUCAACCUAGUCUCCAAUACGAUUGGGACGUCAGUCCUCUUCGGGCUGUUCCUCAUGGGCAUAAUAGCCCAGGGGCUGUACACCGCCAUCGCUGUCACUAUCUUUCCUACUCAUUUGAGGGCGAUGGCAGUAGCCCUCACGAUGACUGCCGGCCGCAUCACCAGCUUCGCUGGCAUCCAAAUCGCCAAUUACCUCUUGGGUACCAAUUGCGAACUGGGGUUCUAUUUGUACGGUACCAUCUUCGCUUCAUCAGCGAUCGUGGCAUCGUUUCUCCCCGAUGAUCGAUUAUUGCGGAACCCACAGCGGCCUCCCAAGGAACAAGAAUGA
Molecule: messenger RNA, 1511 nt
Organism: Cydia splendana
Lineage: Eukaryota; Metazoa; Arthropoda; Insecta; Lepidoptera; Tortricidae
Product: putative transporter svop-1
Exons: 11
Coding region: 6-1511 (501 amino acids)
Biological process (GO): transmembrane transport
Cellular component (GO): membrane
Molecular function (GO): transmembrane transporter activity
Source: RefSeq, a predicted model, not a curated record